ACCAAGAAAGAGAAACUUAGAGAGAAAGAAAAAAGAGAUAAAAUGGGGGGAGGGUUUAUGAAUAGUGUGAAACCAUACUUAUCAAUGAUAUCUAUGCAAUUUGGUUAUGCCGGUAUGUACAUAAUCACCAUGGUCUCUCUUAAGCACGGCAUGAACCAUUACAUCCUAGCCGUUUAUCGCCAUGCAAUCGCCACCGCCGUCAUCGCUCCGUUUGCUCUUUUUCAUGAAAGGAAAAUAAGGCCCAAGAUGACUUUCCGAAUAUUCCUCCAAAUUGCGCUGCUCGGUUUUAUUGAGCCGGUGCUGGAUCAGAACCUCUACUACGUCGGGAUGACUUACACGUCCGCAACUUUCGCUUCUGCUACGGCUAAUGUCCUUCCCGCCAUCACCUUCGUCUUGGCCAUCAUUUUCAGAUUAGAGAGUGUGAACUUUAAGAAGGUACGAAGCAUAGCCAAAGUUGUGGGAACGGUGAUCACAGUCUCCGGAGCACUUCUCAUGACUCUCUACAAAGGUCCAAUAGUUGACUUUAUCAAAUUCGGAGGUGGCGGAGGAGGAGAAGGAAGCGGGGACAGUGCCUCCCACGGUGGUGCAGGAGCGGCGGCGAUGGACAAACACUGGAUUCCGGGAACACUUAUGUUGUUGGGAAGAACUUUCGGUUGGGCCGGUUUCUUCAUUCUACAAUCGUUUACACUGAAGACGUACCCAGCUGAGCUGUCACUAACAGCGUUAAUAUGUUUAAUGGGAACGUUAGAAGGAACCGCCGUCUCGUUGGUAACGGUACGUGACUUGAGUGCUUGGAAGAUCGGCUUCGACUCUAACCUCUUCGCCGCCGCAUACUCCGGUGUGAUAUGUUCGGGAGUAGCGUAUUACGUGCAAGGAGUAGUGAUGAGAGAAAGAGGACCAGUUUUUGUUGCGACAUUUAAUCCACUUUGUGUCGUUAUAACUGCUGCUCUUGGUGUUGUUGUCUUGUCUGAAAGUAUUCAUCUCGGAAGUGUGAUUGGAACGUUAUUUAUAAUUGUGGGACUAUACACUGUUGUAUGGGGCAAAGGCAAAGACAAGAGAAUGACCGAUGAUGACGACGAAAUGAGCAAAGGACUUCCGGUUAAAAGUCCGGUUAAACCGAUAGAUACCGAUAAAGGCUUAGCUGGAGAACAGGAGAUGGAAUCAAAGGAAGGACAUGAGACGAAUAAGGUCACACAAGUUGAGGUUUGAGGACUCAAGCUGAGAUAUGAUAAUACUAAUGUGUUAAACGGUGA
Molecule: messenger RNA, 1253 nt
Organism: Capsella rubella
Lineage: Eukaryota; Viridiplantae; Streptophyta; Magnoliopsida; Brassicales; Brassicaceae
Product: WAT1-related protein At1g21890
Exons: 7
Coding region: 43-1209 (388 amino acids)
Cellular component (GO): plasma membrane
Molecular function (GO): transmembrane transporter activity
Source: RefSeq, a predicted model, not a curated record